Aspergillus glaucus CBS 516.65 is the source of this 1586-nucleotide messenger RNA. RefSeq lists its product as uncharacterized. Bases 130 to 1533 code for a protein of 467 amino acids. The record is from RefSeq and is a predicted model, not a curated record. Gene Ontology annotation, biological process: alkaloid metabolic process. NCBI's taxonomy places the organism in Eukaryota, Fungi, Ascomycota, Eurotiomycetes, Eurotiales, Aspergillaceae. The transcript is spliced from 2 exons. Gene Ontology annotation, molecular function: transferase activity, transferring alkyl or aryl (other than methyl) groups.
CCGAGAUUCCGGGCUUAGUGAGGUGGUCAGCAAACAUCUGUGCCGGAGCGGAAGACAAAGACAAAUCACAUUCCAAACAUGCCGGUGCGGAGAUAGCCUUACAGCAACGUUAGGUUGGUCGGAUUUUAAAUGUGUGUCACAGUCGUAUCAAAUGAUUCAGCUUUGCCCUUCGAGCAUCUCCUCGAGUCUCAAGCGAUAUCAUCUAUAAUUCCUCCGUUGCAACUUUGUAUCUACUCUCUUCGAGAUCGUUUGUUCACCCCCAUAUCCUCACUAUCCAUACUACCAGCGCCGCCGAUACUUUCCACAAUGCAGCCUUAUCACACCCUCUCCCGGGUCCUCCCUUUCCCGGAUGCGAACCAGAAGGCCUGGUGGGAUAAGUUAGGCCCCCUGCUCUUGAAGGGUAUGCAAAGUCAAGGGUACGAUACUGAGGCCCAGUACGCUCAGCUAGGCAUGGUCUACAAAUGUGUCCUGCCGUACCUCGGAGAAUUCCCAACUGUCGAAAAUGAUGCCACCCGCUGGAAAAGCUUCCUGUGUCCAUACGGUAUCCCCAUUGAGCCAAGUCUGAACAUCUCCCAAGGCAUUCUCCGCUAUGCAUUUGAGCCUAUCGGCCCCGAUGUCGGUACUGAGAAGGAUCCUCAGAACAUGAACGUCAUCCAAGACUGCUUGAAGGGGUUAAUACAACAUGAUGACCGAAUCGACACUACUUUGCAUGCCCAGUUUUCAUCACGAUUAUUGCUCACCGAAGAGGAGUCGCGGCAGUUUGCCACCACAGGACAGUUCAACUUCGGGCCCGGACAGGGCAUGCAUGGAUUCGCCGUAGACCUGAAAGGCUCACGACCCAUGUUCAAGGGGUACUUUUGCGCUGGCAUCAAGUCAGCCGUGACGGGAAUUCCGACUGGGAAGUUGAUGCUCGACGCAGUCCGGGAGGUUGACACCGAAGGCAGAAUUACUCAGCCCUUGGACAAGCUGGAGGAAUACUCUGCCAAUGGCUUGGGCAAUUUAAUAUUAUGCUUCAUGAGCGUUGACAUGGUCAAUCCGCACGAUGCCCGCAUUAAGAUGUAUGGCCUCCAACAGGAGGUUUCGCGCGAGGGAAUCGUGGAUCUCUGGACGUUGGGUGGCCGUAUCAACACCCCGACAAAUCAAGAGGGCCUAGGGCUGCUCCUGGAGUUGUGGGACUUGCUGCAAAUCCCCGCUGGAUCGCGAUCUGUCGCGAUUGGCCACUGCUCAGUGGGCCAGCCGCCCAAGUACAUGUUGCCUACCUUGGUCAACUGGACGUUGCUGCCCGGCCACUCAGAUCCCAUGCCUCAGGUCUAUUUGGUGCCCUUUGGCCUGCCGGAUUCGCAUAUUUCGGACUGUUUAACCACGUUUUUCGAGAGGCGUGGAUGGACGGACCUGGCGAGGGUCUACAAGAAAAAUAUAGCAUCAUAUUUCCCGGACAUCGACUUCACACAGUCCCGCCACGUUCAGGAGGCCAUUUCGUUUUCGUUCCGGAAAGGCAAGCCAUACCUGAGCAUCUACAUGUCCCUGUUUUAAAGGUCUUCUCGACCUUGGUUUAAUAAUCGAUCUCGGAGGCUUGUGGUAGUUAC